CUGGUUUUCUUGUGCAGCCAGCAAUCGAGUCACCUUCUUUCCUCGGCCGAUCCUCUCUCUUCUCGAGUUGCUGCAACAAGUUCCAAAUUCGAGCUCGGAAACCAGCACACAACCCUCGUAGUCAUAAUGAGCCGCGGAAGUGGGGGCGGCUACGACCGUCACAUCACAAUCUUCUCGCCGGAAGGUCGCCUCUUCCAGGUCGAGUACGCUUUCAAGGCCGUGAAGGCGGCUGCCGUAACCUCGAUCGGCGUUCGCGGCAAGGAUUCGGUCUGCGUCGUCACCCAGAAGAAGGUUCCGGACAAGCUUCUGGAUCAGACUAGCGUCACCCACCUUUUCCCUAUCACCAAGUACCUUGGGUUGCUGGCUACGGGCAUCACAGCUGAUGCAAGGACAUUGGUCCAACAAGCAAGAAAUGAAGCUGCUGAAUUCCGGUUUAGAUAUGGCUAUGAAAUGCCAGUCGAUGUAUUGUCAAAAUGGAUAGCAGAUAAGUCACAGGUUUAUACACAACAUGCCUACAUGAGACCGCUUGGAGUAGUCGCCAUGGUUUUGGGAAUCGAUGAUGAGAAGGGGGCUCAACUCUACAAAUGUGACCCAGCUGGACACUAUUAUGGACACAAGGCCACAAGUGCUGGUUUGAAAGAACAGGAGGCAAUCAAUUUUCUCGAGAAGAAAAUGAAAAAUGAUCCAGCAUUUUCCUAUGAUGAAACAGUGCAGACUGCUAUAUCUGCUUUGCAAUCUGUUCUUCAAGAGGAUUUUAAGGCCACUGAGAUUGAGGUGGGAGUGGUGAGAGCGGAUAACCCAAUUUUCAGGAUUUUGUCUACCGAGGAAAUUGAUGAACACUUGACUGCCAUUAGUGAGCGUGACUGAUCGAAAGUGGCUGGCUCGCUCAGACAUGGAAUCGUAUCGCUGCUGCUGCUGCUGCUGCUAGGGGAAAAUUGAUGUGUGCACUUUGGAAAGACAGUCCUCAACUAUAUAUGAAUCUCUCAUGUUUAGAACUGAUGGGAGAUUCAUCAGGAGACUUGAUUUCGCAGUUGUUUAGAUUUGUGUUGUGUGAAUUAUUCUUGAGAUAAUUAGUUUUCUUGUCCAGCAAACUUCUCUCUUUAAUUUUCAUAAUGCGUAUAUUUAAGAUAAUGCUAGAAACCGCUGC
This is a messenger RNA of Linum tenue, 1147 nucleotides long. The record is from the annotation of a GenBank genome assembly. Lineage: Eukaryota; Viridiplantae; Streptophyta; Magnoliopsida; Malpighiales; Linaceae.